Candidozyma pseudohaemuli is the source of this 723-nucleotide messenger RNA. RefSeq lists its product as uncharacterized. The transcript has a single exon. Bases 1 to 723 code for a protein of 240 amino acids. NCBI's taxonomy places the organism in Eukaryota, Fungi, Ascomycota, Pichiomycetes, Serinales, Metschnikowiaceae. The record is from RefSeq and is a predicted model, not a curated record.
AUGACUUACUACCUUCUGCUUGAUGAAGCAAACAUCCCGUUUGACGACCAUAUCUUCUCCGGUCGUGUUCUUGUUCCCAACCUUCUCUUGUUUGUCCCGGGUGUGGUGUUCAUGAGACUUUACUUCAACAGGUGGAAGUACAAGAGCUUGAUGAUUUUUGAGGCCGUCAUGAAGGCGAUCAUGUGGCUUCUGGCCACCGCUCUUUUUACCUUGUACUAUUCAGAGUUCGGUCGCGCCAUCAAUGGCCUUCUGAUAACCGCUGCCCAUCUGGCUCUCUGGCUCAUGGUUUUGGUGGUCUCGUCGUAUCUGUUGCGCACACCACCAAACCAAGCUGACGUACGUCAAACGCAAUUUGGCAUGGGUCAAGAGCAAGAUGGAUUAGGUCAAAUCCCCCUCGGGCAGGGUGCUCACGAUAUCCCUUUGACAGAGUCUCUUAGACCCAUUCGAAUGGACCCAAUAGCGCUUGGAAGUCUUCAGCAGUUCAACCAUCCUCUGCUUUGGUCUCCCCAACAUGUCCAUACAAUCGACAACAGGUUGGCCGAGCUCAUUCCCGGCGAAAGCUAUACUCUAGAUCAGUUAGAGCGGAUGAAGUUUCCUGAGCCGGGACAAAGCUUGCUUGAUUUACGUAUUGAGUGGUUGAAUCGGCGUCAUAGAAGGAUGCAGAGGAUCCGGGAUGCACGGCUGGAGUCUACCAGUCGGGAUUUUAGCGAGUCGAAUGGUUGA